ACUCGCAAGAGAACACUUUCUACCAGUCGAGAGACAAACGUAUACCAUUCACAAAGCGACGGCGGCAAAAGUUGCCUCUCGGAGAGGCCCUCCCCUUUCUUUCUGUCUUGCGGCUUUCUGAAACGUGGUACAAACGAAAAGGAAGUAUAGAAUUAAGUCUUUUAUGUAUGUGUUAACAUGUGCCAUUUGUAAAGGAUGGCAUUAAUUCCUACGAGGGAAGGAAAGGUUGGUCCUUUCGAGGAGACUGCCAUAACAUCGAGCGCAUUUUUCUUGUACAUAAACUGCUUUGUUAGACAUAAUUCGAAAGACUAAUUAACCGUAUAGUUGAAAAGCAUCAUUAUCGUAACGAAAACAAGGAAGGGAGAAAGGAAAAAAGAAACGGAUAUGAUACUAAAACCAAAACAAAGUUGGGUGUGUGGUGUGUCCUGUGGUUGUGCUUUUCUGAUGGUCUAUACUUACUGUGUCCUUUACUCGUCUUAUCAGUGGAACACAAAGGUGCACCAGAACUACGACUACGAGGGAAGCAUAGCUAGAAUCUUGCUGAAGCAACACCUCUUCAGCGACAACGUCACGAGAGAUGAAGAAGAAGAAGAAGAAGAAGAAUGUUCAUAUUCCCGGAGAAGUCUCGGUCGUAUAGAAGCGAACGACACCGGGUAUGUAAACGUCGUCGAGGUCAGGCAGACCAGGCCUCCUCCCUCCUCCAACACCAAAAAAAUAUGGAAUUCCACGGCAAGCAUAUACACCAAUUGGAGAAGGAAAGGGGUUAAAUUGGGUCUAAUGACCGAAGAGGAGUACAUGACGGCGAAGGAGGUGAACAGAGGCCGCCAGAUGCAUAUGCAGAGGUCGUGUCAGAAGUUCAGUGCCUCGACGGCCAACGUCUUCCUCGACAUCAUGACCCAUUCCAAGGGCAACUUCUACAAACUGGACGGCACAUACUUCCUCCCUCAGUCACCUUAUGCUUCCAGCUUCCAGGUGGAUUGGGUAAGGCCUCCAGGUUUCAAGGCUGAUGAAGUGAUGUUCUGCUGGCAGUACAAGGUGGGAUCGACCGCCUGGAACGCGCUGUUUGCCCAUCUCCUGAACCAGACGAGAGUCAUUCGUGCCAAAACAUUUUAUGACAUGCGCGAAAUUAUGGCCGUGAAGAAUGCCAGCGACAUGAAGAAGGCCCUGAAGUUCUACAGGUUCAUGAUCGUUCGCCACCCAUUCGAGAGGCUGCUGUCGGCCUACAGAGACAGGAUAGAGGACACGACGCACCGCUCGUGGCAGAGGGAGUUCUUCGGACCUCAGAUCCUGGCUGUUACCAGACCCAAACUCAAGGAAAGUGAGAUGAAAACUUCCGGAAGUUUGAGCGUCAUUCCUACGUUCACCGAGUUCGUGCAGUAUCUGCUGGAGACGCACAUGGACAAGUACGACCCCCACUGGGCACCCUUCUGGAAGCACUGCGCCCCUUGCGCCGUCAGUUACCACGCCAUCGGGAAGAGGGAGACGCAGCUUCAGGACGAACGUUUUAUUCUCGAGGAAUCCGGUUUGGCUACGAAAGCCAACUUGAAGAUACUUGAAGAAAAUGCCCACCAAGGCCGUGGCGAUACGCAGAAACUCAUGCUGAAAUACUUCUCAACUCUCAACUUAAGUACCUUGGAAAAACUGUACAGGCGUUACGAGGUCGACUUCUAUCUAUUCGGCUACGACGUUCAGCUCCUCUUGAAUGAGCUUUAUCCGGGAAGGAAUGUUUCAUUCCCGUCUUCGUUCCAUUGAAGAUGGGUCUUUGUUGGUAUGAAGAGUCGGAGGUCUACACCAGGGCUUCUGACCCCUUUCGCGCCUGAUUGCAAAUUCGCGAUCACUGUCAUAUCAUUGCCUAAAACUUCGUGCUAUGCCAUGAUGACUCGUACUGGUCUUUCAUCGUAGUUGUAUAUCGAGACUUUGUAUAUCUGUUGAUUUAUAAAAUA
Molecule: messenger RNA, 1943 nt
Organism: Macrobrachium nipponense
Lineage: Eukaryota; Metazoa; Arthropoda; Malacostraca; Decapoda; Palaemonidae
Product: carbohydrate sulfotransferase 11-like
Exons: 7
Coding region: 385-1752 (455 amino acids)
Biological process (GO): carbohydrate biosynthetic process
Cellular component (GO): membrane
Molecular function (GO): sulfotransferase activity
Source: RefSeq, a predicted model, not a curated record